AUACGCAUCUCCUCUCCGGCAAUGAGCGGGUAGAACCUCUUCAACCGUCCGGAAUGAAGAAGGCACUCUCCAUGCUCCAGGCUUCUGAAGGCUAAACUGUCGCGUGACUGUAGACACCACCAAAAUGUCCCUCCCUCAGGCGCUCAACGCGAUCAACAAUGCCGAGAAGACCGGAAAGCGCCAGGUGCUUAUCCGCCCUUCGUCAAAGGUUAUUGUUAAGUUCCUUACCGUCAUGCAAAAAAAGGGAUACAUCGGCGAGUUUGAGCAGGUAGACGAUCAUCGCUCUGGCAAGGUGAUUGUUCAACUUAAUGGACGUAUCAACAAAGCUGGCGUCAUCUCUCCCCGAUACAAUGUACACCUAUCCCAGCUUGAAAAAUGGGUUGUGAAGUUGCUUCCUGCUCGUCAAUUCGGGUACAUCAUCCUCACCACUUCUGCCGGAAUCAUGGACCACGAAGAAGCCCGUAGACGCCACGUAUCUGGCAAAAUAAUUGGGUUCUUCUAUUAGCUAUGGUCAUCUUAGAAGAUGAAUGGUGCAAAAACCUUGGACGAGUUUGGCAUUUACUGGCGUUUCGGGAUGAAUAAUGGCUGUUUCUUCACAUGAGAUCAGAUCUCUAAAAUGAUACCAUAGAAUGAAAAGUAGUGAAAUUGAAUCUUAAUCAGCGAGGAUGCCGACUAAAUGCAACAUACCGUAGGUUGGAACAAGUGC
Xylaria bambusicola is the source of this 706-nucleotide messenger RNA. RefSeq names its product ribosomal protein S8. The transcript has 5 exons. Gene Ontology annotation, biological process: translation. NCBI's taxonomy places the organism in Eukaryota, Fungi, Ascomycota, Sordariomycetes, Xylariales, Xylariaceae. The record is from RefSeq and is a predicted model, not a curated record. The coding region runs from base 125 to 505 and encodes 126 amino acids. Gene Ontology annotation, cellular component: ribosome; cytosolic small ribosomal subunit. Gene Ontology annotation, molecular function: structural constituent of ribosome.